GCACAAGCUACACUUCCAUACAUACCAGUGUGUUUUGCCUAUCAUUCCACAGUCACAAGGAGAUAAGAGAGCCUUCCAGGUGGAUAUAUAUACCUCUUACGCCAGGGAUAUGGCCAUCCCUCUCGUAUGGCUGUCUCAGCAGCUCAUACCCCCGCUUUUGCUCACCUACUUCUUUAUCUCAUGGAAAGUAGCUACAUUCGAGCUGGCUCCAUCCCUAUCUCUGGAUGUACUGGCAUGGAGUCAACCAGAUAGCGGGAAUAUCAGUACCUUUACAAAUGGUAUAAAGAGGAUUAUCGCCUACAACAUUCUUUUCAGCCUCCAUAUCCUACCGACUCUUCUAAUCGGCUUUAUUUCUGCUUUAUACCUUCGCCUAUACUUUUUGCCACGCUCGCAAUCUGUCCCACCUUAUGAUCCUCCAUUCGAGGUACUAGACAAGCAAGUCAUGUUUGCUUGCCUUUUUCCUAGGUCAGCUUCAAGAUCAAGGUCGCAUUUAGAGCUAGAGUCAGAGUUUGGCGAUGUUUUGUUGAUCACCGAGCAAGAACCGAUAGUGGAAAGAUGCUAUAAAGGAAGGUGUGGAGGUAGAUGGAAGCCUGCCAGGACAAGGCAUUGUACGCAAUGCGGCGUGUGCAGAGCUGGCUUUGACCACCACUGCCCAUUUUUUGCAAACUGUCUUACCGCACCAUACAUCCCCACUUUCCUCGCUGUCCUCCUAUAUACGCCCCCCACCGUCCUCAUUCUCUCCUUCCCCCUCCUAUCCCCCCUUCUCCACCGCUUUAUUGCGGCUUAUUCCCAAGCAUGUGACUCUUCCGAGAUAAUAGCUUAUUGGUGGAACUGGAAAUGGAGCUGGGUCGUCGCAGGUGGCCCUGUAGGCAGGUUUGCAGGCGGUAUCAUUCUCGGGUGGAGAGAGCUUGAUAGACAAGAUGGUGGAGGGCUAUAUAGAUUGGCUGUCGGGCUGUUAGUCGCUUUCGGCUUUAUUCUGUCUGGGAUCACCGCGAGUCUAGCAUAUUCGACUAUCCGUAUCCUUCGGGACGGUGACUUUACCAUCGACCGCGAACGAUCUAGCGCCCACAGACGUAUCCUCUCCACCAUCAAAGGCCUCCCUCGGGAACAACCUAUCCCGGAUAAACUACGACAAAACCUUGCCCGAUUUUCAGACCGUCCAGCAUUUUACCUGCCUCCCAGGGAUAUAGAUCGAAUUUGUCCAGGUCAAGGUCAAGAUCGGAAGUGGGAUUGCCAUGGGAGGAAAAAUCCUAAGGGGUAUGUCGUCCAGCUCAAUGACAAAGCGAGGCCGUAUGAUCAUGGACCUAGAAUGAAUACGCAAUUGGUCUUGGGAACACCAUGGGGUGAGGGAUGGAGCUGGUUGUUGCCUUGGAGAGCAAUCCGGCCGGGUAUAGAGUAUGAUGGGGGGGAAAGAUGUUUAUUCAACUGGCCGGUGGCGGAAGGGGUCAGGCAAGAGAUAGAAGGGGCUAUUGGAUCGGGUAUUCUGAAUAGACUGUCAGAGGGAGACCAUCUAAACUGUAGAUGAGAUGUUUAUGCUGCUGUGAAUAGGACAUGCAUGUAGAUUUUGAGCGAAGCCGU
Cryptococcus deneoformans JEC21 is the source of this 1578-nucleotide messenger RNA. Its product is annotated as expressed protein. NCBI's taxonomy places the organism in Eukaryota, Fungi, Basidiomycota, Tremellomycetes, Tremellales, Cryptococcaceae. The record is from RefSeq and is a predicted model, not a curated record. The transcript has 5 exons. Gene Ontology annotation, cellular component: Golgi apparatus; endoplasmic reticulum. Gene Ontology annotation, biological process: peptidyl-L-cysteine S-palmitoylation; protein targeting to membrane. Bases 110 to 1525 code for a protein of 471 amino acids. Gene Ontology annotation, molecular function: protein-cysteine S-palmitoyltransferase activity.